AUGAGCUUGCAUCUUCAAGAGGAGUAUAGACAACAGCUUGCGAAUGGAUGCGAGAAUGCUGUUUGCAGCGGGGUGUUUUGCAAUGCAGAGCUUGAGGAUGAGCUUGUGGAUAGAAUAUCCGAAACGCUUUCUGGAUAUGGAAGUGUGUUUCUGUGCAGGAACAUGGACCGAGUGGCUGAUGGGUAUGGAUGUGCAGGGCAAGAUGUGCUGAGAAUGAGAAGCAAGGUCUUGAACUUUUUCUUUUUUGUGUGCCUGAAGACUGUGGGGCCUAGGAAAAAUGUUCGGUUUGAAAGCACUAGUGCAGGGGAUAGCGAAGCAGUGAGUGCUUGCGGAUGCUAUGUUGGAUGCAAGCAUAAGCCAAGCAGGAAGAAGUGCAAUGUGAUGGAAAGCGAUGAAGAAGCUGAUAAGUCUGGAGCUUUGGCAAGAGGAUGUUGUGAUGAGGGAGCAAGCAGGAAUCAGCUUGGAUGUAUGAAAGUAGAUGAGAUGGCUGAAGAAGAGCUCAUUAUGCCUGAAGGAGCGGAUCAUUCGAUUUGUGAGCUGCUUUCGAAUAAAAAUGCAGCCUCUGCUGAAGACACACACCUGAUUGGGUCAGUAUUCCGAUUGCUUGUUAGGAAGUAUGAAGAGGUGCCUCAGUUUACUCUUGGAAUGGUUAUUUUACGAAUGUAUGGAAUGUUCAGCAAGCAUUGGAAGCUUACAGGUAUAAACUACCCGAUUUUGUGUAAGAUUCUGCAGAGCGUAAGAUGUGUAUACGGAGAAAUGGCAAAGAGAGCAGGCUUGUGCGAAGGGAUUGUGUGCAGCUAUAGGAGCAGGCAUUAUAAGACAAAUAAAGCAAUGUGUGUGUAUCCUUCGAGACUCACGAAGGCCGAUCUUACAAUGCUAGUCAACGAGGUGUCAUGCGGCUUGAAUUCAUCUGCAAGCACGGAGUGCAGGGAGGAUACAAGGGUUAACGGGAUGCUGAGCAUGCUGUAUGUACUGUAUUGCAUAAAUGAGGACUAUGGGAUAUUAAGCCACAAGAGAUUCUAUCUCCAUGAGUUCUGUGAAAGGAUGGAUUUUCGCGAGGAAUUCAAGUACCUGCGUGCGAAGUCGAAAACAGCAUUGGAGUAUCCCUUUAUUCUUCCUGUACACAUUAAAGCGGAGCUCAUCAAGUGCGAGAGCAACGACAGGAUGAAGAGCUCGCUACAGGAUUCGUUCUUCAAGUCGCUUUUUGAAGGCCACAUAGACCCUUACUUGUUUGUGACUGUCGAUAGGGAAACUGUGUAUAGAGACAGCAUUGAGAUUUUCAAGCAGCUGGAUCCUCAGGAUGCAAGGAAGCAGCUCAGAACAACGUUCCGGAACGAGGAAGGAGUUGACUCUGGAGGGAUACGCAAGGAGUAUUUCCAGCUGCUGAGCCAUGAGAUCCGGGCGGACAGUAGGCUGUUUGAGCAUGUGGAAAACAAGAUCUGGAUCAAGGCAGGAGUGAAGGACGAGUGCGAGUAUGAGGCCGUCGGUAGGAUCAUUGCAAUAGCACUCUACAACAACAUUGUUCUGAGCAUUCCCUUUCCCAGGCUUUUUUUCAAGAAGCUGCUUGAGAAGAAGCCAACGAUUGAGGAUCUUGCUGAGAUAUCCCCAGAUGUUGCCAUGUCUUUAAAGAAGCUAAGGAUGAUGUCCAAGGAGGAGAUUGACUUUCUCGAUCUACGAUUUGUUUCAGAGUACUUCGAAGAAGGCAAUGCCAGAAUUCAUGCGCUUGUUGAGAACGGAGAAAACAUAAGAUUGACUGAAGACAACAUAGGCCUGUUUGUGGAGAAGUAUUCUGAGUUUUAUACGGAUGUUCUUGUAAGGCCGCAGUUUGAAGCACUCAAGAAGGGAUUCUACUCGGUUAUGGAGAAGUGUAAGCUUGCAUAUCUGAAUCCAAAGGAGCUUGAGAAGAUAAUGAUGGGAUCGAAUGGCUUUGAUAUCAAAGAAAUCCGGUCUGCAACUACAUAUUCUGGAUUUACUGAGGACUCCUCGGUAAUUGUGCACUUCUGGGAGAUAUUUGAGGCGUUCGACAAGAAGAAGAGAAAGAAACUUCUGCAGUUCAUCACAGGGAACGAUAGAAUACCGGUGUCUGGGUCUGUGUCGCUGAAGCUUGUGAUUAUGAGAAAUGGUUGUGAUACAGACAGACUUCCGUCGUCACAGACAUGCUUUAACACAUUGCUUCUUCCUGAGUAUUCGUCCAAGAAUAAGCUGGAGAAGAAGCUAGAAACUGCACUUGAGCUAACAGCAGGGUUUUUCCUGCUUUGA
Molecule: messenger RNA, 2259 nt
Organism: Ordospora pajunii
Lineage: Eukaryota; Fungi; Microsporidia; Ordosporidae
Product: ubiquitin-transferase
Exons: 1
Coding region: 1-2259 (752 amino acids)
Biological process (GO): protein polyubiquitination
Molecular function (GO): ubiquitin protein ligase activity
Source: RefSeq, a predicted model, not a curated record